Molecule: messenger RNA, 2712 nt
Organism: Arachis ipaensis
Lineage: Eukaryota; Viridiplantae; Streptophyta; Magnoliopsida; Fabales; Fabaceae
Product: DNA repair protein RAD7
Biological process (GO): SCF-dependent proteasomal ubiquitin-dependent protein catabolic process
Cellular component (GO): SCF ubiquitin ligase complex
Molecular function (GO): protein binding
Source: RefSeq, a predicted model, not a curated record
CACUUCACUCUCACUCACACAAUGGUACCUACCAAAACCACACCAAAAUCUUCAAAAACCAUCGACUCUAUGCAUCCGCACACUCCCACCCAAACCAACGAACCCUCUUCGUUUCCCCCUCGUAGACGCAGUCUCCGCCUCGCUUCCAUUCCAAACUCCGAUCCUCCCAAAUUCGGUGCUGACGAUGGUUCAACCGCAACCGCCGUUAGGGUUUCCAAUGACACCGACUCUGGUCCCACCGGAAACGCCGCCAGUGGAAAGGGAAAAAGAAAGGGUAGGUCAGCUGUUUCCGGAACAGCAACUGUCAAGUUGGACGAGAGUGGGAAGGGUUUUCUGAACUUACGGUCAGGAAAGAAGGUUCUCAUGAGAGGAAUGGAAGCAAACCAAUAUAACGCUGUCAGUAACGGCGAUCCGGGAAGUGGUAGCGCCAAGCGUGGUAGGAAAACCAUAUCACAGAAAAGCGAAGAAGAAGAAGAGCAGCAAAAGUGUGAAACGAAGGACACAAAUAGUUAUGUUGAUGCGGUGAAGAUCGAGAAGCAGAAUAUUGAUGAGGGUUUGGAAAAUGUUGUUUCUGGUAAUAGGGGGAAGAGGAAACUGGGCGGCGGUAGCAGCAGCAGAGAUGCGGUUACGGUGGAAGUUGGAAGCAUGAGUGUGGGACGAAGGAGACUCAGCAGGGAAGAGAAAGGGAAAUCUGCGGUUGUUGCUAAUGGCGAACCACCACGCAAUGCUGUUGCUCAUGAAACUACAUUGGAGAAUAGAUCAGAUGCCAAGCUCCCUUCAGAAGAGGGUAAUGCAGUUCCUGUCCAAAUGAGAGCUCGAGAACGAUCAAGAGACACUAACAACAACAACAAUAACAAUGGUAAUCAAAGAGAGCAUGGCUCGAAUAGGAUGGACCGGUUUAGGGACAUAGCCAGGGAGAACGCGUCGCGAUUUGCUCAUUUCACUGCUGAAGAUGAAGAAAACACCAAUGACAAUUCGGUUCCUGAGCCUGAAGUUGAGCAUGAGAUUGAGGAUUGGCCAGGUCCUUUCUCAACGGCUAUGAAGAUCAUACGGGAUAGGGAGAAGAAGAGUUUUCAAACAGGGUGUGGGCCUUCGGAAAGAAGCUUAGUGGAGUCUAUUAAGUGGGUUCCUAAGAGGAAUCAAGCGCUAACCGGUAGAAAGUUCUUGGCUCCUUCAUUGCAGGAGCUUUGCCUUGAUAUUCUUGCUCGGAAUGUUGAUGACAUAGCUUCACUUGACAGUGUGCCUGAUUCCCUGAGGCACAGGCUUAGCCAAUUGUUGUGUGACGCGGAGAGGAUUACCGAUCACUUUUUUGAACUACUUGUUUGUGGAUCACCCACAGAGAUUCGGUUGAGGAAUUGCUCUUGGCUGUCGGAGGAGCACUUUGUUAAAUGUUUCCAAAUGUGCGACACUACCAAUUUGGUGGUGCUGCAACUCGACCAGUGCGGGCGAUGUUUGGCAGAUUAUGUAAUAUAUGCUACUUUGGCACAAUCAAGGGGGCACUUGCCUAGAUUAACUAGCCUAUCCAUUACGGGUGCAUGUCGUCUUUCAGAUUUAGGGUUGCGAGCACUUGUCUCUUCUGCUCCAGCACUUAGAUCAGUCAACCUCAGCCGGUGCUCCCUUCUCACAUCUUCUGGCAUUUUUCAUUUGGCUGAAUCAUUAAGAUCUCUUCUAAAGGAAUUGUAUCUCGAUGAAUGCAAUGGCAUUGAUGCUGCACUGGUUCUGCCAGCACUUCUGGAACUUGAACAUUUGGAAGUUUUGUCAGUAGCCAGUGUUAAAACUAUUUGUGAUGAAUUUGUCAAGGAUUACAUCACUGCUCGGGGUCACAACUUAAAAGAGCUCGUUUUACAAAAUUGUGUAAAUGUGACAGAUGCAUCAAUAAAAAUAAUUGCAGAACAUUGUCCUGGAUUAUGCGUGCUUGAUAUUAUGCACUUGGAGACAUUAACAGAUUUAUCCAUAGGUUAUCUAAGUAAUCAUUGCCGUGCACUUCAUACACUGAAGCUUUGCCGUAAUACAUUCAGUGAUGAAGCCAUUGCUGCAUUUUUGGAGACAAGUGGGGAGUCCUUGCAAGAACUGUCACUUAAUAGUGUUAAGAAGGUUGGCUACCACACAACCCUAUCACUUGCAAGCCAUGCAAAAAAUUUGCGUACUCUAGAUCUAUCUUGGUGCCGAAAUUUGACAGACAAUGCAUUGGGUUUAAUAGUAGAUAGCUGCUCGUCACUGAUAUCACUUAAUCUUUUUGGAUGCACACAGGUAACAGAUAUUUUUCUGAAGGGCCACUCAAACAUGCAGCUUGAGAUAAUUGGUUUGCAGAACUCUCCUUUGUUGCGUCAUGUCAAAGUCCCUGAUCCUUAUCAGGGUGCUUUGAAUUAUUCGUCAGUAUCCAUGGAUGGUGUAUAAAUUAGGAUUAGUACCAGAGAUGAACUUAUGUAGUAGUUAGUGGCAUAAGUAAAAUAUAUUUCGAUGUAAGAAUGAGACCAGGUGAAAAAUUUCGACCAAUAUGAAUAUGCAACAAAUUCUAAAGGGUGUAUGCUUAUUAUCGUGUAAAUUUGUUGUUUACUUUUUAUAUAUCUUUCCCAGAAACACUUUUGACACUCAAGUUGGGUUUCCCUUCAAAGAGCUAUUGUAGAUGCAUAUUUUGGUUGCUAAGGGAGUACCAUAUUCCCUGUUAUUCUUAGGAUCAAAUGAUAUGAGAAGGAAUCGUGUCCCUUUUUA